CUCCAUUAUUUUCCUUCUUGGCAGUAAAAAAUGACAGAUUUGUGCGGUCACUGGAAAUUGGAGAAGAAUGAGAACAUGGACGAAUACAUGCAAGCAGUUGGUGUGGGGUUUGCACUUCGCAAAAUAGUAUCGAAGCUCAGCAGUUAUACGAAUAUACAGGUAGACGAGAGUGGUACAUGGACCCUUGAUAUCACGUCGACGUUUAAAAAUAUACAUCUUCAAUUUAAACUUGGCGAGGAAUUUGAUGAAACAACAGGAGAUGGCCGUCACAUGAAAGUGAGUAUAUAUCUGUCCCGACCCUAG
Messenger RNA from Octopus bimaculoides (California two-spot octopus), 303 nucleotides. Its product is annotated as fatty acid-binding protein homolog 6. Gene Ontology annotation, molecular function: lipid binding. The record is from RefSeq and is a predicted model, not a curated record. Lineage: Eukaryota; Metazoa; Mollusca; Cephalopoda; Octopoda; Octopodidae.